Molecule: messenger RNA, 1824 nt
Organism: Parnassius apollo (apollo)
Lineage: Eukaryota; Metazoa; Arthropoda; Insecta; Lepidoptera; Papilionidae
Source: the annotation of a GenBank genome assembly
AUGGUCACAUCUGACUCUUACACUACGUCCUCAUCAAUAAAAAUUUAUAAUAAAUUCAAUGUUGAUAUAGACUUCAAAUGGAGUUUCCCCCAAAAUGAUACACCAUUUGAAGUCAUUCCAAAUAUAUCCUUAGUACCAGGAAAUUCUUGCAGGAUGUGUGAUAUAAUAUACAAAUGUUUGCCUACAAAACAUAAAACAUUUGAAAUUGACUUUAAUUUUGAAAAUAAGACAAUUCCAGUUGAACUCAAUAUCAUCACUCGAAAAAUUUCAGUAAAAUUUUUACAACCUUCAUUGACAUUCUAUAACAUUGGUCUUAACUUAGAAAUUACUAAGAAAGUUCUAUUAGAAAAUUCAUCACGGGAGCUCGCUUUCUUCUACGUAGUAGAACCUCUAAUACCAGGUUUCAGAAUAGAGCCUAUGAGUGGACAAAUUCAUCCAAAAAUGAUACUAACUUUUGACGUUAUUGUGAAAAUUUCUUGUAUAAUUGAAUUCACUUUUGAUAUCAUCUUAAAAAUUAAUAACAAAGAAAACGUUGUGCUGCCUGUAAGUGGGAAUGUGGUUGAACCGAAGAUAAACAUACAGCCAAAAAAUGUGUUCAUGCCACGAAUUCCAUGUAACAUGUCAACAUACAUACAGGUAAUAUUACAAAAUACAGGUUAUGCUAGAUCAGAAAUAGAUGUGUUACAUAUGAAUGAUGAAAAUUUUUUUAAUGUUUAUGUAAACAAAGGAAAUGAAAAAUAUAGAGUCUCGAAGUUGAAUAUUGAUGCGGGACAAUCAGAAACGAUAUUUAUCCAAGUACGUGGUAUGCACCGAAAGGAGUAUGAUUACUAUAUGCCUGUUAGAAUAAAUGGCUUAAUAGGUCCUCCAAAUAAUAAUCCACAAUCUCAUGAUAUGCGAUACUACGUCCAAAAAUAUGAGCAAACAUCAAACAAAGAUGAAAAAAUUCAACAAGUCAAAGAAGUUCAUGCUAUGUAUAAAGAAGUUAUUAAUUUAUUAAAAUCACGUGGGGCUAACUUAUGGGCAGUAGAAUCAAAGUUUCUAUUAAGUUACGAUCAGUUCGUUACUUUUACAGAAAAUAUACCACUAAAGUAUAGAGAACCUUCAACUUCUUCAGAUUUUGAUGAAGAUACAAAAUAUAAGUUUUACGCAAGAAGACUAAAUCUCACUGAUAAAGAGGUAGUUUUAACCGGUAUACCAAAGGAAAGCGGACAAGACGUUUUAGAACACAAAGUAUAUUUUGAUCUGAUAUGUAUGGACACUCAAAUUAGAAAUACUUGGGUUUGGUUUAGAAGUAGCAUCGGAGAAUUUUUCAUUAAAGUGACGUCACAACCUCGGUGUGAGAUUGUUACUGGUACCGUGUAUGCUCAUAUAGAUAAAUGGCCAUUAAUACCUUGCAGUUGCAGUGAAUCUUGUGAAUGUUAUCGUACCACUGUUUUGAUGAUCCCUCAUCGUAAUGAAUUGAUGAUAAAAUCACUGCGUUGUGCUCUUUUAAAAAAUGCGUCGGAAAAUAUGAUAGAAAUUUUCGAUGAACUUGUAGAAACAGCUACAGGCAGGACUAUACUCAGCAUUUUGUUGGUUGAAGGCGGUACAAAUAUGUCCGAGGUGCAACAUAUGCUGCGUAAUGAAACCUCCUUCCUGGUAACGGCGCGCGGUCUCGAACUCCGCUUUGACCGAGUGACAUUGACUCAGCACACUGACGCGACUUUAGUAUUGCCAGUAACGGUACCGGCACACGAUAUUUCCGAAAAAUAUUCUGUCACUUUCACCUCAGAAUGUGGUAUGGAUCUGCGCUCUUAUUGUGUCCUAUUCGUAGAGAGAGAAUAG